AUGCCGCUGGUCCUGAUCGCGCAGCUUCUGCCGCAGCGCGUGCGACUCGCGCUUGGCGUCCGCGAGCCGCUCGCUCUCAUCCCGCCGAAGACUGGUGGAGAGCUGCUCGUAGCGAAGCACCGCGUCGUCACGCUGGAGUUGCAGCGCCGAUACCUCUGCGUAGAGGCGCUUGAGCUCAAUCUCCUGUGCUUGCCGCGUCUGCGUCUCCAGCAGCUCGGUAGUCGUGCGCAGAGGCGGAACGGCGUGGCGGUUGCCCACAUCGACACGUGCGAGUUGGGCGCGCAGCUUCUGCAGCUCGAGCUCCUGCGUUGUUGCCUGCAUGCGCAGGCUCUCCACCACCUCGCGGUGCUUCUCCUCCACCACGCGGAGGUGCGCGGCGUGGUUCUCGCUAGCCUGCCGCAGCGCCUGCACCAUUCUAUGCCGGAGCCGCUCCAGCUCCUGCAUCUUGUCCUCGUUCUCUUUUCCCAGCAGCUGUAG
Messenger RNA from Trypanosoma grayi, 477 nucleotides. RefSeq lists its product as hypothetical. The transcript has a single exon. Lineage: Eukaryota; Euglenozoa; Kinetoplastea; Trypanosomatida; Trypanosomatidae. The record is from RefSeq and is a predicted model, not a curated record. The coding region runs from base 1 to 477 and encodes 158 amino acids.